This is a messenger RNA of Megalops cyprinoides (Indo-Pacific tarpon), 2174 nucleotides long. RefSeq names its product neuroblastoma suppressor of tumorigenicity 1-like. The record is from RefSeq and is a predicted model, not a curated record. Gene Ontology annotation, molecular function: receptor ligand activity; BMP binding. NCBI's taxonomy places the organism in Eukaryota, Metazoa, Chordata, Actinopteri, Elopiformes, Megalopidae. The coding region runs from base 345 to 938 and encodes 197 amino acids. Gene Ontology annotation, biological process: animal organ morphogenesis. The transcript has 4 exons.
GUGGAAAGAAAGAGAGAUAGAGCUUCUUGGGUGCGCUAUCACUUCACCCUUCCCUCAUCUGUCUGUCCUUCCCUGCUGGACGAUGUAACUGCUUUCCCUUAGGGCUCGUGGUAACUCUGCCGCUUCUUCGUCGUUUCUGUACCAAUUAAUUUAGAAUAAUCCAUUUCGUUAUUGCCAGUAAUUGUUCUAGUCUCGACGUGGAUAUCUCCCUCCGUCUCUCCGGUCUCCUGCGGGGCGGGUAGCGCGAGAGCGAGGAGAGACGGUGUGCUGAGACAGGGCAAAGGGUUUCGGAGCCUCGGUCCCCCGGUUUGUCCGCUUUUCGGGUGCCUUUCAACAGUGCAGUCAUGUGGCAGCGUGCUGUGAUUGGCUACACGCUGUUGGCGCUGUGCGCGGCGGCUCCGCCCCCCCACAUCAACCGCCUGGCGCUGUUCCCUGACAAGAGCGCCUGGUGCGAGGCCAAGAACAUCACCCAAAUCGUCGGCCACACCGGCUGCCAGCCCCGGUCCAUACAAAACAGGGCCUGUCUGGGGCAGUGCUUCAGCUACAGCGUACCCAACACGUUCCCGCAGUCCACCGAGUCCCUGGUGCACUGCGACUCCUGCAUGCCCGCGCAGACGCAGUGGGAGGUGGUCACCCUGGAGUGCCCGGGCAGCGAGGAGGCGCCCCGCGUGGACAAGCUGGUGGAGCGCAUCCUUCACUGCAGCUGCCAGUCCUGCAGCAAGGAGGCCGGCCAGGAGGGGGCGCUGCUGCAGCUCUACCCCUCCGAGACCGCCCCCGAGCCCCCGCCCCCCGCCGGCAGCAACCACGCCCACCUGCCGGCCCACCACGACGGCCACGCCGAGGCGCACGCGCACGAUCCGCACCCGCAGCACGAGCACACGGACACGCACACACACACGCACCCCCACACGCACACGCACACCCCGGCGGGGGGGUAGGGAGGAACGGGAAGCCUCAGCUGUCCUCCUCUCGCCUUCCCUCCCUCUGUUUUUCGGUUUUGGCCUCCCUCCGUUAACUGAUCCACUUUUUCUAACCCUGUAUUUCAUUUUUUGUCAACCUCAGUCCCUCCGUACCAGCCCCUCCCCUGAGUGGCCUCGUCUGCCCUGUCUCCUGUCACUCUCUCGAUAUGACACGACUAAAGCACUUUUAAAGCUCCCACUCGACUUUCUAAGGAAACUGCACAGAGAUGAAACACACACACUUGCACAUACCCAUCCACACAUAGCUAUGCUUACAACCACAGGUACAAACAUAUACACGCACUGAAAUGCGAGCACGCACACACACACACACACACACACACACACACACGCACACAUAGCAACACACAAACACCCUCAUACUCUCACACACUCCAGAAAAGUCAGGACAUACCGAUAGUCCCCACUUCUUGCCUGCUACACAACGCCGCCAUCUCUAGUCUCCCCGUGCUAGGGCUUAGGGGCCUACACUCACUUUCUCAGCACUUGGCUUUAGAUUAUAGAACCUGUAAUCUCACUUGUGUAAACCUGUGUGUUAGAACAAAAUAAACUGUAGAGUCACAUACCACUCCGGCUUUUCACCUAUGUCUUUUGUCAGAAUGCUUUCUAAACAGACAAAAAAUGUUUGUAUUGGGGUGUGGAAAAAUUGGGAACUACAUUUAAUCACCUUUAUAAGCAAAUGCUGUACUCUUUUAUUGGGCAAGUUAUAUUGUCAAGUUUAUUACUGGUGUGUUACUGUUAGAUUUGUGGUAGGGGAAUAGCACUGAAUUGAUCGAUUGGGUGAACCAGCUGAAGCUUUGAUUUGAAACAAAAUAUUUUUUAAGGUAAUUGAAAAUGUAUGAACACGAUUUUUACUUAAUUAAGUGAGCUGACACAUUGCAUACAAGAUACACGUGUGCAAAGUUCAAUCAAACGUGUGCAAAAACGGUAAGGGAAGCUUUACAUGUGGGCCACUUGCAGGAUAGAUUCAAGGGUAGGGAUAGCAUGCAUCAGACAGAAAUAUAAUGGACAACACUGGUUUGGGAAAGAUGACUUUACAGCAUAGCUGAAGGCAACAAUAAUUUCAGUAUAUUUCAAAGUAUUACUGCAAGUAUUAUCUGUAAACCCUUUGAUAUGGAACUGCUACUUUAUUCUUGUAAGUAAACCAAUAAAUCUGUAGAUCAAAUAUUCUAAAUUAAAGUAUCAAAAGAAAAA